GAUGACGAGAAACAUCUGAUGUGUUUUUUUCUGCACCAAUAAAAUUUUUCACUUAGCGCUGGCUCAAAAUAGUAAUAGAAAAAUGUGCUAUAAGUUAUUAAUUAUAGCAGCACUCGUCGCCCUGAGUAGUUGCGAAGUGGUCAUCGGUCAAGAGGACGUCGUGGACGAGGUUUCCGGCCACUACACAAUCGAGGGCAAAGUGUAUGCUCCCGAAGUGGGCCCCGGAGCGAGUCAGGGUCAUGCGGUUACCCUGCCAAGCGGCAACAACAAAUGGCAAGUAGAUCUGUCUAUAAGCAUUAACAAUGGCGAGUACAAGGGAUUUGUGCGCGAGGAUGGACAAUUCAUAAUCAGCGGAGUGCCCUCCGGCAGCUAUGUGCUAGACAUCUAUCAUCCGGACAUAUUCUACGAGCCCGUGCGCGUUGAAAUCAAUCCCAAAGGCAAGUUCCGGGCACGCAAAGUAAACUACAUGCAGCCGGCACAGGUGGUACAAGUGCCCUACCCACUCAGGAUGAAGCCGCUUAUGCGAUUCAAGUACUUCCAGACCCGCGAGCAAUGGAAGAUAACCGACUUCCUGUUCAGCCCAAUGGUGCUAAUGAUGGCCCUGCCCCUGCUACUUAUGCUGGUGUUACCUAAAAUGAUCAACGAUCCGGAGACAAAGAAGGAAAUUGAGAACAUUCAAUUUCCCAAGAUGACAAACGAUAUGCCAGAGAUCAGUGAAAUGCUGACCUCGUUCCUGGCAGGUAAGCAGCCCGAACCGAAGGAGAAGAAACCAAUUGCCGCUAGCAAACAAACAAAAAAACGCAAUUAACAAUUGUGCCGUAAAUUAAUUUGAUAAAGCCCUAAGCUAAUA
This is a messenger RNA of Drosophila novamexicana, 850 nucleotides long. RefSeq names its product ER membrane protein complex subunit 7 homolog (gene EMC7). The coding region runs from base 83 to 808 and encodes 241 amino acids. Gene Ontology annotation, cellular component: EMC complex. Gene Ontology annotation, molecular function: carbohydrate binding. NCBI's taxonomy places the organism in Eukaryota, Metazoa, Arthropoda, Insecta, Diptera, Drosophilidae. The record is from RefSeq and is a predicted model, not a curated record. The transcript has 3 exons.